Molecule: messenger RNA, 1040 nt
Organism: Westerdykella ornata
Lineage: Eukaryota; Fungi; Ascomycota; Dothideomycetes; Pleosporales; Sporormiaceae
Product: S-adenosyl-L-methionine-dependent methyltransferase
Exons: 3
Coding region: 335-946 (203 amino acids)
Molecular function (GO): S-adenosylmethionine-dependent methyltransferase activity
Source: RefSeq, a predicted model, not a curated record
CGGACUCAUAUUCCAACUUCGCAGCACACACCCAGCUUGAGACGAGCAUGUCUAGUGAAACCCCUGGACGACUGAUCUCGCACUUCCAAAACAGCUAAUAGCACCCUUAGACCAGAAUCGCAACAUGCCCAAGGCUGGUCCGAACUAUGGGACAACAACGAAAGCGACCUCUGGGACCGAGGCUUCUGCUCACCAGCAUUGACUGACCUCGUUGCCGAGCGACGCGAUCUUCUAUCCCCAGUUACUGCGGAUGGGAGUCGCAAGAGGGCUCUUGUUCCCGUAAGCAAUACAGACACCUGCAGAAGACUAUGUCUGCGUACUUAAUCCACUCACAAUGAAAUUUCCCCAGGGCUGCGGCAGAGGCUACGACCCAGUCAUGCUCGCCCUGCACGGCUUCGACGCAUGGGGCCUGGAAAUCUCCCAUACGGCCGUCGAGGCUGCGGAACGGUAUGCCGCCGAGCAGAUGCACACCCCUUCGCCGAGCAAUUUCGCAAGCUGCGAAACGGGUACGGGGAUUGAGGCAGGGACGGUCCGUUUUCUCCAAGGCGACUUUUUCGACAACGACUGGGUAGCCCAGUUGCCGGAUCGAGACAGGAAAUUCGACCUCAUCUACGAUUAUACGUUUCUGUGUGCUUUGCAUCCUAGCAUGAGGCGUUUGUGGGCGAGGCGCAUGGCGGAGCUGUUGAAACCGGGGGGUUUGCUUGUCUGUUUGGAGUUCCCGCUGUGGAAAGAUUUGAAGGCAGAAGGGCCUCCCUGGGGUCUGAAGGACGUGUAUUGGGACCUGCUGGCGUGCGGGGGUGAUGGAUUGGUGCAAGAUGAUGGGAAGGAAAGGGAACCGCGUAACACUGAAAAUGUCCAGUUUGUAAGAGAGCUGUAUCUGAAGCCAGCGCGGUCUUAUAAGCAAGGAAGAGGAGAGGAUAUGCUGAGUGUGUGGCGUAAGCAGUAGUCAUAGGUGAUGAGAAUGCAGUCUCGGACAGAAGUCAUCACGUUGGCUUAUAAACAGCACGGCUCGAAUGAGCUCAAAGUGGGGGCCUAGCGGC